UGCAAUCUCAAUAUAUAGAGGCCAUCAGGGACCAGCAUGUUAAAUAUCUUCUUGGCAAUCCCAUAAUGGGAAGGAUGACGUGGAGUCACUUUUGGUUGUGUUUCCUGGCACUGUCAGUUCCAAACAUCGCCAAUGUCCAAGCAAGACAAGCUCUCAACCAUGUCAACAGCAUCUGCAGCACCUGGGGCCGGCACCACUUCAAGACGUUUGACGGGGACGUGUACCAGUUCCCCGGCUUGUGUGGAUACAACCUGGUGUCCGACUGCCACGAGAUGUACAGAGAAUUCUCGGUGCACAUCCAGAAGAGCUUGGUAGAUGGCCACCCCACGGUGAACGAGCUGGUUGUCACCAUCAACGACCUUGUGUUCCAUCUGACGAAGAGGGCUGUCUCAUUGAACGGUGAUCUUAUCAACUUGCCGUACUUAAAUGCGGGGAUUCAACUGGAACGGAAUGCGGUUUACACCAAGCUCCAGGCCAAGGUCGGCCUGGUUGUAAUGUGGAAUGGUGAUGAUGCUGUGAUGGUGGAGCUGGAUUCUGAUUAUCAUAACCGCACUUGUGGCCUUUGUGGGGACUUCAAUGGCGUCUACAAUGAAUUCGUUCACCACAAUCGCAAAAUCCACCCCAUUGAAUUUGGCAAUGGACAGAGAGUCCAUCGACCAAACGAUGAGUGUGAGGACCCCUACGAGGAGGAAGAGCAGGAGCUGGACGCCCAGGACCUAGAAUACCCGGAACUAGAAGACCAGGCGGUUGAGGUCCCCUGCAAGGAAUUUCGCCCAAUAUGCGAAAAGGUGAUCCACUCUGAAGCCUGGAGCUCUUGUGCAUCGCUGGUGGAUCCGGCCCCAUACACCCAGGCCUGUGUGCAGGACAUGUGUGGCUGUGGCAAUAGCACCAAUGACUUCUGCGUCUGCAGCACACUGGCAGAGUUCUCCCGCCAGUGUUCCCAUGCCGGGGGUCAGCCGCCCAGCUGGAGGACGCCCCAGUUCUGCGCUAAGAUGUGCCCCUUCAACAUGGUGUAUGAAGAGAGUGGCUCUCCAUGCAUGGCUAGCUGCACAGUGUCAGACAUCAGCUCGCUCUGUGAGGACCACAAAAUGGAUGGCUGCUUUUGUCCUGCGGGAACGGUGUGGGACAACAUUUCACAGAGAGGUUGUGUCAGCCAGACUGAAUGCCAGUGUAAACACGAUAAAAUCUACAACUCCGGGGAAGUUUACCGACAGGAUAGUGAAGAAUGUUUAUGCUAUCAGGGAAGAUGGGACUGUAAGAGUCUUCCCAGUCCGGCUACUUGCGCAGUGGAAGAGGGUUCCCAUGUGACUACUUUUGAUGGGAAAGCCUACAUUUUCCAUGGGGAUUGCCACUACGUACUGGCUAAGAUCGAAAGCAAGGAUGAUACCAGCCCCAAGUUCACCAUCUUCGUCCAGCUGGUCCCAUGUGUGAACCAGGAGUUUGACACUUGUCUGAAGAGUGUGAAGGUCCUACUGAACAAUGACAAAAACAACAUGCUAGCGUUCUCUGCAGAUGGAAAAGUGAGGCACAACAUGCAGAUCAUCAGCUUGCCAUACAACACAGGCGACAUCAACAUAUUCCGGGCAUCGUCGUUCCACAUCCUGCUCCAGACCAGGUUUGGGUUACAGAUUCAGGUCCAGCAUGUUCCGGUCCUGCAAGUCUAUGUGACCCUUGAACCGAGAUACAAAACAAAGACAAGAGGUUUAUGUGGAAACUAUAACAUGAUGCUGUCCGAUGAUAUGAAGACACCUCAAGGGAUUGUGGAAGGCACUGCAUCCUCUUUUGGGAAUUCCUGGAAGUCUAGUUCUACCUGCCCGGAGAGAGAUGAACGUCUGGAAAGCCCCUGUUCCGUCAGUGUGGAGAACGAGCGAUAUGCUGAACAUUGGUGCUCGAUGUUAACACGUCCAGACGGCCCAUUUACAAACUGUCAUGCAAUGGUCGAUCCAGAACUGUACCACAAGAGAUGCAUCUACGCCACAUGUAACUGUGAGAAAACCGAAGACUGCAUGUGUGCCGUUUUCUCCUCCUAUGCACGAGCUUGUGCUUCGAAAGGAGUUUUCCUGAGCGAUUGGAGGGUGAACGUCUGUGAUAAAUACACAAGGGGCUGCCCGGAAAGCCAAAGCUUCUCCUACAAGCUGCAGCGCUGCCAGUGGACAUGCAGGCAGCUGAGCUCAGAGCAGCAGAGCUGCACCUCUGACUUCCUGCCUGUGGACGGCUGCUCCUGCCCUGAGGGGACGUAUCAGGAGGAACACGGUGCCUGUGUGCCCAUGAACAAAUGCCCCUGCUAUCACAAUGGAGUCCACAUAAAGCCAGGCAAAUCGAUAAGCAUCAAAGAGCAACACUGGUUAGUCGUGAGCUCAUUUCUCAUCAAAAUCCAUUCGUCUUAG
Molecule: messenger RNA, 2387 nt
Organism: Gadus morhua (Atlantic cod)
Lineage: Eukaryota; Metazoa; Chordata; Actinopteri; Gadiformes; Gadidae
Gene: muc2.1
Product: mucin 2.1
Exons: 16
Coding region: 66-2387 (773 amino acids)
Cellular component (GO): extracellular matrix
Molecular function (GO): protein binding
Source: RefSeq, a predicted model, not a curated record